Molecule: messenger RNA, 543 nt
Organism: Acanthocheilonema viteae
Lineage: Eukaryota; Metazoa; Nematoda; Chromadorea; Rhabditida; Onchocercidae
Source: the annotation of a GenBank genome assembly
AUGUAUUCAUCAUAACGUGGUUGUAAUUCGAACAAUAAGUUGUAUCAUGUUGGUGAUGAAAUACGAUCCGAAUUUUUGUUAAUGAAAUGCUCCGAAAAUGGUUACAAAAUAAUUGGUUGCUAUUAUGUUGACAAUAAGAAAGUGAUCGAUAUGAAACCUGGCACAAUAGCUGAGGUGAAUGGAACGAUGCAUCAUUGCGAUGACAAUAACAAUAAUAUUCAAUAUUACACAACAAGUUGUUACAUGGAUGAAAUUGGACGAAAUAUCGAAAUUGGCGAUAUCGUUGUUAAUAAUCAUAUGUUAUACAAGUGCUAUAUUGAAAAUGGUGAGGUGAGAUAUGAACAGUAUCCUUGUGGACUGAGAGGUACGCCAUCGUGUGAAGCUUCGCAACGACAGCAAAUGUCACUUAAAAUGCCAACAGCGCCUAAGCCUAGACCAGGCUUUGGGGCAUUUAGUAUUGCACAGGUAAGAGCUUUAAUUGGCAUUCAUUCUUACAAUGAAAUUAUCCUAUUUGGUAAGGCUGAGAAAAGAAAAUUUAAUUAA